This is a messenger RNA of Linum tenue, 362 nucleotides long. The record is from the annotation of a GenBank genome assembly. Lineage: Eukaryota; Viridiplantae; Streptophyta; Magnoliopsida; Malpighiales; Linaceae.
GUUUUAUACUUUUAUUUAUUUCCUUUUCCUUCCGGCGGUGGCCGUACUCAGGCAGCACUCAUCAUCAGUCGUCGAUCGUCAUUCGUCGUCUCGUCCGGCAGAUGAAAGAGGGAAAGAGGCCACUAGAGAUGUCAACCACGACGCGGCUGAUCUUCGAUGAUCUUCUCUGGAUAAUUGUUCUCUCCGGAACCCUAGCUUUCAUCCAGCAUCGAUUAAGCGACCCUGGAAUUUCAUUGGAGUCCAUCAACGCCCAGCAAGCUCGGAGACGUAUGGAUUUUUCCUUUGGCCAUUACGCUUCUCUGCACAUCGCAAAGUCAUGCUGCUUGCUAAAAGUGCGGGAAAUUUUCGCGUGUUUGGAGUAG